This is a messenger RNA of Culex pipiens pallens (northern house mosquito), 4891 nucleotides long. RefSeq names its product cullin-associated NEDD8-dissociated protein 1 (gene Cand1). Bases 284 to 3991 code for a protein of 1235 amino acids. Gene Ontology annotation, cellular component: nucleus. The record is from RefSeq and is a predicted model, not a curated record. Gene Ontology annotation, biological process: SCF complex assembly; protein ubiquitination. NCBI's taxonomy places the organism in Eukaryota, Metazoa, Arthropoda, Insecta, Diptera, Culicidae. The transcript has 8 exons.
UUCAUCUGUCACCCGGCGCCGCGACACAAGCAAAAGCAACCGUCUGUCUGUCGAUAUCGCCGCAGCAAAAAAGUAAAAUUUCAUCGUCUCAUCGCGUUUUCUCGCGGCCGUGGUUUUUUCCUCGCAAGGAACGAAAAAAGUGUGCAAAAGCUACCGGAACACCCAGACGCCGUCCCCGCUGUCGGAACUUGAAGCGCUCGAGCUGUGUGCCCCGUGUUGUGUGCUGUACGGUUGUGGUCCCGGUUUCUAGGUCCGCAGAAAGUGCCCCGAAAAGGUCGUCACAAUGGCGUCCUAUCAGAUUGCGAAUUUGCUCGAGAAGAUGACGUCCAACGAUAAGGACUUCCGCUUCAUGGCCACCAACGAUUUGAUGACCGAGCUGCAGAAGGACAGCAUCAAGCUGGACGACGAGUCGGAGAAGAAGGUGGUCCGCAUGGUGUUGCGCCUGCUCGAGGACAAAAACGGCGAGGUGCAGAACCUGGCCGUCAAGUGUCUUGGUCCGCUGGUGAACAAGGUUAAGGAGAAUCAGGUGGAAACGAUCGUGGACUCGCUGUGCGCCAACAUGGUCUCGAACAACGAACAGCUGCGGGACAUUUCGAGCAUCGGGCUGAAGACGGUCAUUUCGGAGCUGCCGCAGUCGUCGAACUCGCUCGUUCCGAACGUGUGCCAGCGCAUCACGGGCAAGCUGAGCAAUGCCAUCGAGAAGGAGGACGUCUCGGUGCAGCUGGAAGCGCUGGACAUUCUGUCGGAUCUGCUGUCGCGAUUCGGCGAUCUGUUGGUGCCGUUCCAUGAUUUGAUUCUGAAGGCGUUGGUUCCGCAGCUGGGUUCGGCCCGCCAGGCCGUUCGCAAGCGUACGAUCGUGGCGCUGUCCCACCUGCUGACCACGUGCAACAGCAACGCGUACAACAAGGUGAUCGAGCACCUGCUGGACGGGCUGGAGAAGCCCCAGAACCAGGGCAUGGUGCGGACGUACAUCCAGUGUUUGGCGGCCAUUUGUCGGCAGGCCGGUCACCGGCUGUGCAACCACAUCGAGCGGGUGAUGGUGCUGCUGAACCAGUACAGCCACCGGGACGACGACGAGCUGCGCGAGUUCUGUCUGCAGGCGUGCGAGGCGUUCGUGCAGCGAUGCCCGGAGGCGAUCAUGCCGCACAUCCCGUCGAUUGUGGACCUUUGCCUGAAGUACAUCACGUACGAUCCCAACUACAACUACGAGGCGGACGACGGCGACGGCGGGGUUGCGAUGGACAUGGAGGACGACGAGGACGGUGACAGUGAGGAGUACAGCGACGAUGACGACAUGAGCUGGAAGGUGCGCCGUUCGGCGGCCAAGUGCUUGGAGUCGGUGAUUUCCACGCGGCACGAGCUGCUGGAAGAGUUUUACAAGACGCUGUCGCCGGCGCUGGUUGCGCGAUUCAAGGAACGUGAAGAGAACGUCAAGUCGGACAUUUUCCACGCGUACAUUGCGCUGCUCAAGUCGACGCGGCCCAUCGGCGACGAUAUCGGGCACGAUCCGGACUCGAUGGAGCAGGUUCCGAGCUCGAUCUCGAUGCUGCAAGAUCAGGUGCCGAUGAUCGUGAAGGCGGUGCAGCCGUUGAUGCGCGAAAAGUCGGUCAAAACUCGGCAGGAUUGUUUCCUGCUGUUGCGCGAGCUGUUGAACGCCCUUCCGGGGGCGCUUUCCAACCACAUUGACCAGCUGAUGAGUGGCAUUCACUACUCGUUGAACGACAAGAAUUCCACGUCCAACAUGAAGAUCGAUGCGCUCGGAUUCGUGUACGUUAUGCUUGGGGGACACAAUCCGCAGGUUUUCCAUCCUCACAUCAAAACGCUGGUUCCGUUGGUUGAAGCAGCGGUGUUUGAUCCCUUCUACAAGAUCGCUACCGAGGCUCUGCUGGUUCUGCAGCAGAUGGUGAAGGUCAUCCGGCCGCUGAACAUUCAGACCAGCUUCGAUUUCUCCCCGUACGUAGCUCCGCUGUACUCGAGCACUCUGCAGAAGCUCCGUUCUCCGGAGGUUGAUCAGGAAGUGAAGGAACGUGCGAUCGCCUGCAUGGGCCAGAUCAUCGCAAACAUGGGCGAUGUGCUGCAGCAGGAGUUGAUCACCUGUUUGCCACUGUUCAUGGAGCGUCUGCGCAACGAAGUGACCCGGUUGAGUUCGGUCAAAGCACUCACCAUGAUUGCCGCGUCGCCGCUGCGAGUUAACCUCAGUCCCAUCAUCUUGGAGGUCGUUCCCGUGCUGGGAUCGUUCCUGAGGAAGAACCAGCGCGCCCUCAAGUUGAACUCGCUGACGCUGCUCGAUACGCUGGUCAACCACUACAACCAGUUCAUCGACCCGAUGUUGCUGCGCAACGCCGUGGCCGAGGUUCCGCCGCUACUCUGCGAGUCCGACCUUCACGUGGCUCAGCUAUCCCUGGUUCUGUUGACCACCGUCGCCCGUCAGCAACCGCAGGCUUUGGUUGGCGUUCACGAGCAGAUCCUGCCGGAAGUCAUGACCCUGGUGCGUUCGCCACUGCUGCAGGGAACCGCCCUGAACUGCACGCUGAACCUGUUCCAGGCCCUCGUGGUGGCCAACCUGCCCGGGCUCAGCUAUCGCCACCUGUUGAACAUGCUGAUGCAUCCCGUGCACAACCAGGUGCAAGGUCAACCGCUGCACAAGCAGGCCUACCACUCUCUGGCCAAGUGCAUUGCCGCGCUCACGCUGCAGGUGCCGAACGAGGCCGUUGCCGUGGCCAAGGAGUUCCUGCGUGAAAUUCAGAACCGACGUAGCGAUGCUCACUUGGUGUUUUACCUGCUGACGAUUGGGGAGAUUGGACGGCACUUCAACCUCAACUCGAUCGACUCGCUCGCCCAGAUCAUCCUGAACUGCUUCUCGGCCUCGUCGGAGGACGUAAAGGGAGCGGCGUCGCACGCGCUCGGAGCCAUCGCCGUCGGAAAUCUGACCCACUACCUGCCCUUCAUCCUGAACGAGAUUGAAGCCCAGCCGAAGCGACAGUAUCUGCUGCUGCACUCGCUCAAGGAGGUCAUCACGUCACUGUCGACCAGCAAGCAAGGCCUGGAGCAGCUGCUCCCGUCGGUGCCCUCGAUCUGGGGUCAGUUGUUCAAGCACUGCGAAUGCUCGGAGGAAGGCUCGCGCAACGUCGUGGCCGAAUGUCUGGGCAAGCUGGUGCUUGUGAACCCGGAAGAGUUGCUUCCCCAGCUGCAGAUGGCGCUGCGCAGCGAGAGUCACCUGAUGCGGACGGCCGUCGUGACCGCCAUCAAGUUCACCAUCUCCGAUCAGCCCCAGUCGAUCGAUCCGCUGCUGCGACAGUGCAUCGGACAGUUCUUGAUGGCGCUGCAGGACCCGGAGCCGGCCGUCCGGCGAGUGGCGCUUGUCGCGUUCAACUCAGCCGUGCACAACAAACCGAGCUUGGUGCGCGAACUGCUGCCCGAACUCCUGCCCCAGCUCUACUCCGAAACGAAGGUCAAGAAAGAUCUGAUCCGCGAAGUCGAGAUGGGCCCGUUCAAGCACACCGUUGACGACGGAUUGGACAUCCGGAAGGCGGCGUUCGAAUGUAUGUACACACUGCUCGAGCAGGGACUGGACCGGGUGGACAUCAUGCUGUUCCUGGAACACGUGCAGGCCGGCCUCAAGGAUCACUACGACAUCAAAAUGCUGACCUACCUGAUGACCUCCCGACUCGCCGUGCUGUGCCCGUCCGCGGUGCUUCAGAAACUGGACCAGUUCGUCGAUCCCCUGCGGGCAACCUGCACGCUCAAGGUCAAAGCCAACUCGGUCAAGCAAGAGUACGAAAAGCAGGACGAACUGAAGCGAUCCGCGCUGCGAGCCGUCGCCGCCCUGUUGCAGAUUCCAAAAGCAGACAAAAACCAGCACCUGGCCGAGUUCCUGUCGCUGAUCCGCAGCUCGUCCGAGCUGCAGCCCCUGUUCGAGUCCGUGCAGAAGGACUCGUCCGUGCUGACCAACGCCGCCAACGCCGACAGCCUCUCGAUGGACCAGAGCUAGGUGGAACGGCUUGCCGUUGGUGGUGGUGCGGCGGUCGCCUCUGCCUAUUGGUUCAAGAAACGCAAAGUAUGGUAAGUGAGGCAGAUGAAGCUCAUUUCGUUUUUCUGUUUUCUUCUCCGCGUUCUUCUUGUUUUGCGUGUGUGCGCGACCUGGUCAACAACAAUCACUUUUUCAGUUUCUCGCUUUCGUUCGAUGAUACGAAAGUUUAAAACAAAAACACAAUUAAAAAAAUGAACUGUAACUCUAACAGAAGAAAAAAACAAGCUCUGUGGUAAAAAUUGUACGUGUCGCUUGCAAGAAAGUACAGUAAAUUUAGUGGAAGUGAGCACGCACGACGAUCGGAGAGAAAACAAAUAAAAUCGUAUAGAAUACGAAACACACAUUUUAUGCUAAAACGCGUUAAAACGAACCCCAUUUAUGGAUGCAUUUAGUCUGAGAGGAACACGGUUUGUUCAUGAAAUUUUCUAAAAACACAUCUUGAUUGCCGUAAAACAUCAUUUUCAUCAUCAACAUUUUACGGAAUAACGCCCGUCAGGCGCAGCUAUUCGACGCCCCUGAAACACUUGGUACUUUUCCCAUUGAAAUUUAAACUGUCAAUUCGAUGAAAAACUUGACAACAGGAGCAUUUAAAGUUUAUUAUCUUAUAACCGCAAGUGUUUUACGGGCGUGGUCUAACUGUGACCUUUGAUAGGGCCAAUUUAAUACAUAUUCACGUAAAAAAAAAAACAAACGCGCUGUAAAGAAAUCUCUGUCUGUACUUUUUUAUAAUUUAAAACAAAAAACCUUCUGACGUAUCUACACACCACAAAAUCAAUCGGAUACCGACACGGCAAUAGUUUAUUGUUAAACGAAAGGACGUUAAUAAAAUUAGGCUGAAACCUCAAAACCUGUCCAUCACAA